AUGGCAGGUGAAGGGGAUUAUGCUCAAGGCUCUGCCUUUGAAGAUGACAGACCCGCAGAGCCACCAGCCUCGUCCAUCCUGGCCACCCAUUUCGCUCCACGCCUAGCAACUCAAGGGCAUGAGCCGCAGCGACUGUCUCGGGAGGCAUUUUCACAGCUCCGACAAGAGCUAUUGGGCGAGAAAUUUACCCAGUCUCGCUUGGAUGAGGGUAUCGCCGAUAUCAAUAAGCUGAUAUGUAUCAUUCUCAAGGCCGGGUUGGAAGCUAGCCCCACCAGCAGCGGCCCAGAAGAAGACUUGGAAGGUCAAGUCCUGGAUUGUUUGGAGAUCAUUCAAGUCAGCAUCGACAAAGCUCCCCAAUCUCUGUGGGAUGUAUCAGAUCCUCUUAUUUUGGGCGAAGAUGUCCAGGCGCCCUUGUUCUCGUGGUUGAUUCUACGGUUGAUCAGAGUCGCGUGCACGUGGCAUGUCGAGGCUGUGCAGGACAGAGUCCAUUCCAUUUUCACCAGCAUGGCUUGUUUGCAGUAUAAACAAGUCCGGUCGUCGCCGUCAUGCUAUGGAAUCUCGGCAUUCCUUCGGGCUUGCGCACUGGACAUUUUGUGCUCACUGGAAGGCUUCCUGGAUAUGGACCUACGCAGUUUUCGCCCUGUCAAGCUAUUGAUGCCAUCGAAAAGUGGAUCCCUCAUGGUGAACCUAGAUAAUCUGGGUCUUUCUCGUGGUCUGUUGAAACGCAGUCUGACUCUGGGUUCAUUUUCCCAAGCUGCGGCUCUUGCCACAGCAUUGUUGGAUGCUCUUAGUCCUGAGGCGUCAGCUCAGGGUUCCUCCAAGCGACGAAACUGCACACUCCGACAGAACCUUCCAUGGGCGUUGAAUGGGUAUCAUCGCCUUCGAAGAGUGCUGGUCAGAUGGUUACAGACCCCGGGUUUAAAAGUUACGUCGGCCGACGAGCAGAUUCUCUCACAGUUCUUGGAGUAUACCCGGCGUCUCUGUGUUUCCGAGUCAUCUAUGGCUACUAUGUUGUCCGACAUGAGUCUGGCUUCCACCUGGACUCAAUGCCUCGCCGAAUUCCUUCCCCCCAGCAUUAGUCUCUCAAUGCCUACAAUUCAACUUGAAUUGAGCCAUUUUGUGGACGAAGUGACGUUAGCUAUCAAACAAUCCAAAUUGGCUGUGCCACAACUGAGAGACAUUCUUCUUCCUGUUCUCACAGACAUCCGGGCCCAGGACUCCAAUCCUCAGAUAGUGGAAAAGUGUCUCGGGACUUCUAUCACCAGCCUUUAUAGCCAACUGCUUGAUAAUAUCUCGCUUACACUGCACUCCGCGACCUCCCCUGAUGUUGAUUCAUCUGUUGCGCACCAAAGACCACGGACCAUGGAUCAGGAGACAGAACAAGGUGAGCAAGAAAUGCGGGCAUCAAAGCGGAUGUGUCUGUCCGCAGAGUCCUCCGAUGCAGAUCUAGUUCAAAUGCUGUUAGAGGAACUUUCGACAUUGCUAGGUUCUGGGUGUGCAACAAAUUUGACAGAUUUGUGUACCGCCGUACAGAACCUAUACGAAGGAGCUUCCGAGCCCCAACGAACGCAAUUUCUACAGGUUCUGGGUAAACUUCCGUGUGCAGUGGUGGGAACUUUGGUGCGGAAGCCAUCAGGCCUUAUCACAAGCGACACCCUUUUCUGCCAAAGAUGUGACAGUGAUCAACAUGAACUGGGCAAUAUCCCUGAGAGAGAGAUCGCUAGCUACGAAGAUCUCUGGACCAUUUUGAAUUUCGUCCUACCGCGGCUCUCACGUACUCCUGGUCCGAGAAUAGCUGCCAUGGUCGCCUUAAGACGCAUCCUGAUGCACUCGCCAAAUUUAAACCAUAUGCAUCUUUCCUCUUCUACGCCCGGAGAGUUUUGCCUGCACUCCCUUCGAAGUUCAAUUCGAGAGCUUCGAGUGGCGACUGGACACUCGGUCGUAGCAUUUGUGCGACCAAACCUCCAGCCGGAUGUUCGACGAGCCAACUUUGUGGUCGUUCUAGAGUGGCUGAGAAAUCUGUCCGAAAAAGACGACAUGCCCUUACAAGAGGCAUGCAUUUUGACCCUAUGUCGUCUCGCAAGAGUUUCGGAAGAUGACGAGAAAAAUAUCAUCCUCUUACGCCUACUGGAAUACCUCGGUCAUCCAAACCCCUACGUCUGCGCCGUGACCUACAAUGAACUUUCCAAACUCGCGCAGCUAUUCUCAGUGACACCUGCCGGCUUGUUCCGGCCGUACUGGCGAACACUCUCCGUUGCAGUUGUCAAGAACCUGCAGACUCGCCCAUAUAUGGCUGAACAACUCUGCGAACUGCUGGGCAUGAAAGUUGACGGCUUCCUUCGGCUGACAGAGGUUCACGUGCUCCCCUAUCUAGUCUUGACAAGAAAGCGCGACAUUAUUUGCAGAAUUGGAGCAAGUCGUAAUGAAGGUGAAUCUCCUUUUGACGUCUGCUCUGAAAAGAACAACCUUGCUGCGAUUCUGGCCUUUCUUCUCGCCCAACAGUCUGACAAUCCGGAAGCUAUGAUCAUGUCACUUCUUGCGGAAAUAGAUCCUGCAUUCAAGGGUCGAUCCUUGGCUGAAUUGGUGCGAAUUGAACCGAUUCUUAUCGCAUGUGACUUGCUGAAGAGCCUUGGAGAUGCGGGGGAGCAGAACAAAGAAAGGUUCCUUCAAGCCCUCCGUCGGCUUGCCACUUUCGUCCCUCGAAAAUUCUUGCACGCAAGCUCUUCCAAGAAAGCAGAUCUCUUGAGCCACUUCAUCGAGGAGCAUGUUCUCGGAAUCAUCACUCAAUUUGCAAAUGCAAUCAACGAUUUUCAAGUGAGACAAACUCUGGCUGAAAAGCGGCGCAACCUCAAAGCUAUCGAGGAAAUGAUCAAUAUUGCUCAGGGACAUGUGAGCAAUGCACUGCCUCAGGUCUGCGCUUGUCUUCGAUCCGCGCUCGAGAUUGAAGAAUUGUGUGACUAUGCAUUUUCAGCUUGGAAGACAUUGAUUCGUUCUCUAAGCGAAGAGGAUAUCGAGCCUCUGAUUGACCAGACCUGGGCAAUCGUGAUCAAAUAUUGGGACAAGUUGACCGAUGAGAGCAGAAGGCAAGCUCAUCAGCUCAUUGACCAUAUCCUGACUAACCAGCCUAAUCUUGUACGGGAUACCUUCAACACCAUGCCCUCGCUUGCCUCUAUCCCUGAAUUGGCCGUAUUCGAGACCAAGAUCAGUGAGCUGCGAGCGGAAAUGGAUGUUCGGAGCAGAUUCCUAGCCCUCAUUCGACGUUGUCAGAGUGAAAAUUCAACCGUCGUUGAGCAAGCUCUGAAGGAAUUGAUGCCUUUUCUCUCGGAGAAUGAGGAAUUUCUACAUGUGUCCGUUCUCAGUGAACAGCCCGAUCCCGUUGUUGCGCAUUUGACCCGAGCAUUGCUUGAUUGCUGCGUGAAGUUCAGCACCAGCUCCGACUCCAUUACAUUGUUAUCGUCACAAUGCUUGGGCCUUGUCGGUUGUCUUGAUCCAAAUCGGGUGGAGACAAUCAAGGAGAAGAAGGACAUUCUCGUUCUAUCAAACUUUGACAGGAUGGAAGAGACUGUCGAGUUUAUUCUCUUUUUCCUCCAGCAUGUCCUGGUCGAGGCAUUUUUAUCGGCGUCCAACACGCGAGCGCAGGGAUUCCUAGCCUAUGCCAUGCAGGGUCUUCUCAAGAUUUGCAACUUAAAUGCGGCUGUCACUCAGAGAGCUCGCAAUCUCCAAGGCGACGAAAAGUAUCAACGGUGGAUGGAGCUUCCAGAAAGCGUCCGAAACACGCUCACUCCAUUCCUCACAUCCACAUACACAGUCACUGUUGUCGCUACGAAUUCAAAAGCCACAUAUCCUUUGCUGUCGCCUAAGAUAACACACAGUGAAUGGCUUCGGACCCUAGUGCAAGACCUGCUUCAAACGGGAAAUGGAGACAACGCAAAGCUCAUAUUUGCAGUAUGUAGCCGAGUGGUCAAGGGUCAAGACAUCUCCAUCUCCUCUUUCCUCUUUCCAUUCGCCGCCUUGAAUCGCAUCGUCGGGGGAACGGAGCAGGAGCAGCAGGAUCUUCAGCUCGAACUUCUGAAUGUCCUUUCCCAUCCUCUCCCCGAGGCGAACAACAAUUUCCGCGAAACAAUUAUUAGCAGCAGCCAGAGUGUCUUUGAGGUUCUAGAUUACCUGUCAAGGUGGCUUCAAGGCAAGAAAAAACAACUGAAUGCUCUAAAUCUUCAGUCAUAUCAGUCGAGUCGGUCCCACAAAGAUGCCAGUCGGGAUUCACUACUCGACAAAUAUGCCUCGCAGAUCAAAUCGGUUGAAGCGUUACUUGCUGCAAUCCCACCAGAAAUCAUCUCAAAGAGAGCCGUCGAAUGCAAAUCGUUCUCCAGGGCUCUCUUCCACUGGGAACAAUACAUCCGCAAGUGCAAGUCACAAACGGAACCACAAGAAUCGACCAGCUCUGAACAGCUGUACGAGAGACUGCAGGAUAUUUACAGCCAGAUUGACGAACCCGAUGGAAUAGAGGGUAUCUCGAGUCAUCUAUCGGCCCUUAGUAUUGAUCAGCAGGUUCUGGAGCAUCGGAAGGCGGGUAGAUGGGCCACCGCACAGAGUUGGUAUGAGCUGGAGUUGGAGAAAGAACCCGAUAAUAUUGAUGCUCAGUGGAACCUCAUCACCUGUCUCAAGGAAUCUGGCCAGCAAGAUGCAAUUGUCACUCGAUUUGAGGUUCUCAAGCAGUAUGAACCUGCUGCUUCUCGACUCCUGCCAUUUGCAGUUGAAGCCUCAUGGAUCACUAGCAGGUGGGACAAGCUACAGGGGUACCUCGAACUCUGUGCUGACAAAGAGACCGGAGAAUUCAAUGUUGGCAUUGGAUCGGCUCUCAAUGCCCUUCGCGAGAAGGGAACCGCUGCUUUCGUGGAAAUCAUCAACGAACUCAGACUCGGCGUGGCAAAGUCAUUGACAGCUAAUUCCGUGGCUUCGUUACAGUCCUGCCACGAUGACAUGCUUCGAUUACAUGCAUUGGCAGAUGUGGAAGCCAUUGUUCACGCAGGACCUGACGAAUCCCAUCCUCCCAAGGAUUUCUUGCUCCGCACCAUGAACCGCAGGUUAGAUGUACUUGGGGGUUAUCUUGCUGACAAGCAGUAUCUGUUGGGCUUAAGGCGAGCGGCAAUGGAGCUAACGGGCGGCUUUGGCAACUCUGACAUAUCUGCUGCUUGGCUCACCAGUGCCCAUCUCUCGAGAAAAGGCAAUUUCACUGGCCAAGCAUACCACUCGAUGCUACAUGCCGCACGCUUAAAGGAUCGGUCGGCUACCAUUGAACACGCCAGACUGCUUUGGAAAGACGGACACCACCGAAAAGCAAUCCAGACUCUGGAAGGUGCCAUAGCGUCUAAUGAUUCGAACAUAACAACCUCCUCUGUUGAUUCCCAGACCGCCUCCUUCCUUUCAGGUCGUGGGAAGAAUCAGAAUGAGACUGCUGCUGUGGCACAUCUCAUGUUAGCGAAAUGGACAGACAGGGCCGGGCAAACGCAUUCCCAUGCCAUUGUUCAACGAUAUCGAGCAGCCAUCAGGCUAUAUCCCAAAUGGGAAAAGGCGCACUACUACUUGGGGAAGCAUUACAACAAGAUCCUUGAUCUCGAAAAGGUCAAGCCCAUGGGGAAAGAGGCACAGAUCUACCUGAGUGGAGAAGCCACAAAGUUGGUGAUUGAUAAUUACCUUCGCUCACUGACAUAUGGGUGCAAAUACGUGUUCCAAACACUGCCGAAGAUCUUAACGCUUUGGCUAGAACAUGCAUCUGUCGUCGACCAGCCAAUGGACCCGAAAAGAGGCGAUAACGAGGAUUUCCGGCAACAUACCCAUGCCCAGAGACUCAAGAGUUUGGAUGAGAUACACAGUCAGCUGAAAAAAUACAUCUCAAGUCGCCUUCAGGCUUUCUUGUUGUUCACGAUCCUGCCCCAAGUGGUAGCUCGUAUUUGUCAUCGCAACAACACCGUUUACGACCUUCUAACAAGAAUGGUGACAAAGGCUGUUCAAAGCUUCCCACAACAAGGCUUGUGGACUGUCCUUGCGGUAGUCAAAUCCUCCAACAAGGACCGGGCUCUCAAAGGGCAGGCUUGUCUGAGCAAGAUUCAGGAUUAUAGCAGCAAGGUGAAGAAAGACACUACUGAAAUUCGCCGCAUGAUUCUGCAAGGCCAAAAGUUCUCUGAUGAGUUGCUUUCACUUUGUCUCGCUCGUGUGGAAGACAGAGCCUCCAAGGUCACUCUUGCUCGAAAUCUCGGUUUCAACCAUAAAGUCGCUCCUUGUCGACUGGUUGUGCCUUUCCAGGCAAUGUUGAUUCCCAGUCUCCCUGUCAUUCAAGAUUCUGAGCAUUUGAAAGGGUUCCGGCCCUUCCCCCGUGAUCCAACGACGAUAGAGGCCGUUCUCGACGAGGCCCAAAUCCUCAACUCUCUUCAGAAACCCCGCAAGAUCAGCAUUCGAGGCUCAGACGGAAAGAUCUACAAUGCACUUUGCAAACCCAAAGAUGAUUUGCGCAAGGAUCAACGCCUGAUGGAAUUCAACAAUAUGAUCAAUCGCUUCUUGAAGCGAGAUGUCGAGUCCAGCAAGCGACGAAUGUACAUCAAAACUUAUGCUGUGACUCCCUUGAAUGAGGAAUGUGGUAUCAUUGAGUGGGUCGAUAACCUUCGCACCCUGAGGGACAUUAUCGUCAAGCACCUGCGCGAGCGAAGAAUCGCACCGAACUACACCGAGAUCAGGCAUUACCUCGACGAGAUUUGUGCAGACAAAACAUUUUCGAAAUUGUCUCUCUUCAACACAAAGAUUCUAACCAAGCUUCCUGCUGUACUUCACGAAUGGUUCAUUGAAAUGUUCCCGGAAACCGAAUCGUGGUUCACGGCAAGACUACGGUAUACGCGGUCUUCAGCUGUAAUGUCAAUGGUUGGAUAUGUUCUAGGACUUGGCGAUCGGCAUGGCGAGAAUUUGUUGUUUGAAGAAGGAACAGGCGGUAUCCUUCACGUCGACUUCAAUUGUCUUUUCGACAAGGGUCAAACAUUCGAAAAACCCGAGGUCGUUCCAUUCCGCCUGACUCAUAACAUGAUAGACGCAUUUGGUGCUUACGGAUACAAUGGACCCUUCCGCAGAACCUGCGAGAUCACCCUCGGCCUCUUACGACAAAACGAAGACGCACUUAUGACCAUCCUAGAGACUUUCCUGCACGACCCAACAACAGAUUUCAUUGGGAAAAGACGUCGCACUCAUGUCAACGUUCCCGAUACACCGGCCGGUGUCUUGGAAGAUGUCCGCAAUAAACUUCGUGGUUUCAUGUCCAAACAGCCUAUUCCAUUGUCUGUGGAUGGACAAGUGGAUGAGCUGAUCGUUCAAGCGACUGACAAGAAGAAUCUUGCAUCGAUGUAUGUUGGUUGGUGUGCUUUCUUCUGAGCUUACAAAGACCUGUCCCGGUCACAAUGCAGUCUUGACUAGAAUUUUCAAAUAACCCCACCGAUCUGGCUG
Messenger RNA from Penicillium subrubescens, 7485 nucleotides. RefSeq names its product protein kinase MEC1 (gene atrA). The coding region runs from base 1 to 7413 and encodes 2470 amino acids. The transcript has 24 exons. Gene Ontology annotation, cellular component: nucleus. Gene Ontology annotation, biological process: telomere maintenance; DNA damage checkpoint signaling; protein phosphorylation. NCBI's taxonomy places the organism in Eukaryota, Fungi, Ascomycota, Eurotiomycetes, Eurotiales, Aspergillaceae. Gene Ontology annotation, molecular function: protein binding; protein serine/threonine kinase activity. The record is from RefSeq and is a predicted model, not a curated record.